UUAAGUGUGGGUCUAGAGGUCAGAGUGGAAGCAGUUAGAGGGAUUCAACGUGUGACACGAAUGGAACAUCAGGGAGCUUCCCUCUGCUGGCUUUGGAGAUGGUGGAGGCCAGUUCCAGGGUUUUGUUCCAUUCGCUAUUGCCUGGCUGUCCUUCUGCAUGCCUGCAACUUUGUAAUAAUGGCCCAGCGCAUAUGUCUGAGCCUUACAAUGGUGGCUAUGGUGAACAUGACAGAUCCUCAGGAUUUGACGAACACAUCUACAAAAACAGAGCUGGAUUAUGUAAAGAAUCCUGUAUAUAACUGGAGCCCUGAUAUCCAGGGCAUCAUCUUCAGUUCCAUCUUCUAUGGAGCAGUUGCAGUCCAACUUCCUGUUGGGUACUUAUCUGGAAUAUACUCUAUAAAGAAAAUGGUUGGCUCUGCAUUGUUCUUCAGCUCUGUGCUCUCCCUGUUCACUCCACCAGCAGCUCAAGUUGGCAAGACUUUGAUUAUUGUGUGUCGAGUAGCCCAGGGGAUGGCUCAGGGGACAGUAACAGCAGCACAGCAUGAAAUGUGGAUUAAGUGGGCUCCUCCCCUAGAACGAGGCCGACUUACCUCUAUUUGUUUAUCAGGGUUCCUGUUGGCACCAUUCAUUGUCAUGCUUGUGUCUGGAUUCAUCUGUGAUCUUCUGGGCUGGCCCAUGGUCUUCUAUAUUUUUGGUGCUUGUGGCUGUGUUCUAUGUCUUAUCUGGUUCGUUCUGGUUUAUGAUGACCCCAAGGAUCACCCAUGUAUAAGCAUCAGUGAAAAAGAAUACAUCAUAUCUUCUCUCGCCCAGCAGGCCAGCUCAAGUAGGCAAUCUCUACCAAUCAAGGCUAUGCUUAAGUCUCUUCCACUCUGGGCCAUAUUCUUGAGUGGUUCAGCUUUUAUAUGGACAAAUACCCUCUUGGUUACAUAUACGCCAACAUUUAUCAGCACCAAGCUUCAUGUUGAUAUAAAAAAGAAUGGGCUGCUGUCUGGCCUCCCUUAUUUGUUUGCCUGCAUCUGUGGUCUCCUAGCAGGUCAUAUGUCAGACUACUUCCUAUCCAGGAAUAUUUUCAACUUGCUUACCAUCCGGAAACUCUUCACCAUACUAGGAAUUCUUUCUCCUGUGAUCUUCAGUAUGUGCCUGCUUUACCUGAGUUUCAACUUUUAUAGCACUAUCAUUUUCCUGACACUGGCUAAUGCCACAACCAGCUUUUGCUUAGCUGGACCACUUAUAAAUGCUUUGGAUAUUGCUCCAAGAUAUUAUGGAUUUCUUAAAGCAGUUACAGCUGUAAUUGGAAUGAUAGGUGCCCUCAUUUCUUCUACUGUGACUGGAUUGAUCCUUAACCAGGAUCCAGAAUUUUCUUGGCAUAAAAUCUUCUUCCUGAUGGCAGGCAUUAAUAUGACAAGCAUAAUUUUCUACCUUAUAUUUGCUAAAGCAGAAAUUCAAGAGUGGGCUACAGAAAAGCAAAAUACUAGACUCUAAGGGUAAAGCUAAGCACAUGAUGAGCCUGAGACCAGCCUUCUUAGAGAUUGAAAGAGUGAGUCCCAUAUGAGAAUGAAGCUCCAGGAAUGUCACCAGGUCUAGGAAGAAGCCUCCAGCCCACCCCUCUUCCCGCCAGGAGCCCAAAGGAUCCAAUCUCUUCUUCAUACCCUAUGUACUUUCCUUUGUUACAGGUAUUGUUUGUAACAAGUUACGUGUCUGAAAUUUUUAAGGAGUGUUUAUUUAUCUUUUUUCCUCUCUGUAUUAGUGGUCUUUUAGAUGAUUGUUAAAUGCCCCAAUAAACACAUGUGAAAUUUUAUAAAAA
Messenger RNA from Dipodomys spectabilis (banner-tailed kangaroo rat), 1804 nucleotides. RefSeq names its product sodium-dependent phosphate transport protein 1-like. The coding region runs from base 61 to 1482 and encodes 473 amino acids. NCBI's taxonomy places the organism in Eukaryota, Metazoa, Chordata, Mammalia, Rodentia, Heteromyidae. The transcript has 12 exons. Gene Ontology annotation, cellular component: membrane. Gene Ontology annotation, biological process: phosphate ion transmembrane transport; monoatomic anion transport. The record is from RefSeq and is a predicted model, not a curated record.